UUAACUAAUGUUUGGCUGGAUGUUGUAUUAUGGCAUUUGCUAAAUAAGUGUCUUUGUAGUUUGUAGCUAAUAUUCAGUUUGUCAAAGCUAAGUAAUGUUUAAUUUGAAGCUAAUUAUUUAAUUUGGCCUGUUUAUUAAACAUUUAGUUUGAAGCUGUGACAUUUCUAAAUGAAUUAAUAACUUGGUAAAAACAUGACUUCAAAGUGAAAUGAGAGAAUUUAUCCUGUUUUAUAACUCAGAUUAUUUCUGACCAGCAGCUCAUUUUCAUUUUGCUGCUGAUGUAAUUUUGUGGUUGAUUCAAUGAAGCCGGAGGUUUGAUGCCUCUAGUUUCCUCUCAUCCUGAAAGUCGUGACGUUGUUAAAGGUGUUCACAGUGGAGGAGAUGAUGCCUCACCUGCAGGACGUGAGCGGCGCCGUCACCAAGAACCUCUUCCUGAAGGACAAGAAGAAGAAAGGCCUGUGGCUGGUGUCGGCUCGCCACGACCGCCAGGUGAACCUGAACGAUCUGGCCAAGAAGCUCGGUGUCGGCAGCGGCAACCUGCGCUUCGCCGACGAGGCCGCCAUGAUGGAGAAACUCAAGGUGGGUCAGGGCUGCGCCUCGGCGCUGGCGCUGCUGUUCGACUCGGACCGGAGCGUGCGGCUGGUUCUGGACCGGGACCUGCUGGACGGCGGCCAUCAGCUGGUCUACUUCCACCCCAUGACCAACAGCGCCACCAUGGGGCUGCGGCCGCCGGACCUGCUGCGCUUCCUCAGGGAGACGGGUCACGAGCCCGUCCUGGAGAGCUUCGACUAGCAACCACCCGGUUCUGGUUCUGGUCCUGGUUCUGGACUAGGUGUCAGCAGCAGCAACCUGCGCUUCGCCAUGAUGGAGAAACUCAAGGAACAUCUCAAAAUGUUCCGUCUCAGGUUGGGAGUUGGAGGAAGCAGAACUCUUUAACACGACUCCUGAUGGUUUUAGUUUGGUUCUAAGAACUUCAGCCUGAGGUCCAGAAACCCGACUUGGACCUCCAGGUUCUGGUUCUGGUUCCGUCUUCGGUCUCAUUCUGUCUCUGGUUGUCAGCAAUCUCACAGAUGAAUGUCCAGUUUUUAUUAAAACCCGUCCACAAAGACGAUCCGUCCGCAGAACCUGAUUAAAACCCAAACUGAAGCAAAAUGCCUGAUGGACCCGAUUCCUCCAUCGGGUCCAGAACCGAGCUGCAGGACCAGAACCCGGUCCAGGUUCUACUAGAACAUCCAGAAAGAUGAACGUAUUUCAUAAAGGUUCAGAAAGUCAUCCUGCAGAUCUCUGGUGAGAUAAACCCAGAGUUUCUGCUGUUGAUUCAACCGGCGCCGCGAACUGCAGCUCCCCCUGCUGGAGUCAGUGAGGUACUGCAGAGGAACCGGGCCGAACCGGAUCCUGUUAUUAAUCCUCAGUAUUUCUCUAACAUUUGAGUCAAACAUGUUCAUAAAACAAGCAGCAGUUUCAUGUAAUCUGAUCAUUAAAAUCAGUUCAAACUGAACAGAAACCAGUAAAAACCCAAAGAGUGAAGAAACAAACUUAUUUAUUAUCAAGUUCUGACAGAAACAAACAAAUUAUAGUAAAUAAAGAGAAAGAGGAAAAACAAAUGAAUUCAAUAAAACAAAAUAUUUAUACCAAAGGAAACUUAAAUAUUGCCAUAACUCUCCUGACGUGCUAACAGCUAACAUCCAGCCAGCAGUAGCAUUAGCAGAGCCGUUAGCAGCUCUGCUAAUCCACCUCCUUUGCUUUUGCUUCUCCUCUAAAUCUCACUGACCGUCUGGUUAGAAGGAUGUUGGAGUAGGAGAUAAGAUGAACUUCUCUCUCUGCAUCAUCUCCUCUGGGGUCAAAGGUCAGUCACUGUUGGGGCUUUUGAGAUGCUAAUCAGCUGCUCUGGGUGCUAAAAACAAAACGCCGUUGCCAUGGUUACGCAUCAUAACAACAGUCUGAAUGUAAAGAGUGAAAAUCCUUCCAGCUGCUCAGCGUCCAGAACCACAGAGAAGAACGGUCUUAACCAGAACCAGCAGAACCGGUCCAACACGCCGCCACCGGGGGCGCUGUUCUGGAAAACCUGACCGGAAACAAAACAACCUGAGUGAUGAAGAGAACUGGGUUAUAAGAUGAGACGGAAUGAUGCUGCAGGUUUUAUUCAUGCUGGAUAAACCAGAACCUGGUUCUGAUGAGGCCCAUUUAGACUAAAGCAAAAACUUUAAACGGGUUUUAAACUCGUCUGUUAAAAAGUUCUGAUUUUAUUAACGAAGCAGAAAAUCAAGAGAAAUAAAUAAUUAAGUUGAAAAAC
Messenger RNA from Poecilia reticulata (guppy), 2293 nucleotides. RefSeq names its product prolyl-tRNA synthetase associated domain-containing protein 1. NCBI's taxonomy places the organism in Eukaryota, Metazoa, Chordata, Actinopteri, Cyprinodontiformes, Poeciliidae. The record is from RefSeq and is a predicted model, not a curated record. Gene Ontology annotation, molecular function: aminoacyl-tRNA deacylase activity.